CUUUGAUUGGGAAAAUUCUUCUUCUAAGUCAGGCUUACUUAUUAUUUCUAUUACCUACUAUCUUGGCGAAUGAGAUAAAAUAGCUCUACACCUGCACCUAUUAUUAUAUAUAUACGUACAUGUAAUCGUGGAGCACAACGUCCAUCAUGUCCAACCAAGCCAAGGUUGGCAUAUUCUCGCAGACAUCAAUAUGAACAAACCUAAGAUUCUCUUCAUUGACGCUUAUGAUUCUUUUAGUAACAAUAUUGUUUCUCUUCUGACAACGACGUUACAAGCUCAUGUUGAUAUCUUACCCAUUGAUCCUCCUGAGCUUCGCCCGCAAGCACCAAAUUUUACUCACGAGUUGACUGAUCUGCUGCGUCGCUAUGAUGCUGUCGUCUGUGGCCCGGGUCCCGGAUCGCCUAACUUGCCUCAGGAUGUGGGGCUUAUGAGAUACAUAUGGGACCUCGAACCGGCGCAUCUAGUCCCGGUUCUCGGAAUAUGCUUGGGUUUUCAAAGCCUAGUUGUCAGCUGUGGUGGCGUCGUGAAGAAACUUAAGACCGGUCUUCACGGCAUGAUUCGGGAAAUCGAUCAUGAUGCUGAACAACCUAGCUUAAACGAGGGAGAUAUCUUCUAUGGUGUUCCACCUUUUAAAGCUACGCUAUACCACAGUCUAUACGCGGAUAUUGGACAAGAUACCAUAUCUGCAGAUAAUUGGACGGCGUCGAAAUGGAUAUCCCCCACGCAUCUACCGGACAUUGUUCCCCUGGCCUGGGUGUAUGAAAACAGAGGUGACUAUACAGAGCGAAUCCUUAUGGGUAUGAAGCACAGGACGAGACCGUUCUGGGCCUUGCAAUAUCACCCCGAGUCAAUAUGUACGGAACCAACGGGCCAUCAAGUUAUUAAGAACUGGUUCAGUGAGGCCAUGCGAUGGAAUUAUACGAACGGCCGCAUCACAGAUUCCACCACUGUUUCACUCGGUUCUAUUACUAGACUACCAAAAUCUAGCGCACAUAGCGCUAAGGACAGUCUAGGCUUUAAUGGACAUGAUUUGGAUAGUCGUUCUUCAUGGGUAAAUGGCGAUAGCGACCUAGCAUCCUUUGGGAUAAAUCACUAUUACGGAUCCAGAACGAUAAAACUCCCAAUCCAUAUCGAGGCUCCCGACAUCGUUGAGAUACUACAGGGCGAUAGGAGGGAUUUCAUCAUUCUCGACUCUGCAAGCGCCAAGGCAAAUAGAAUCGGAGUUGAUGUACGAGGGCGUUAUAGCAUCAUCGCCUUAGAUGUUGAUGAGGCAUUGAAGUUGGAAUACAGAACGGGAGAUAGCCAUGUUACCGCCCGUUGCUCAUGUUCUCGACAACUUUUCUCGUCCGAAAAGAUUCAUCUCAGCCCUGGGAAAACCAUAUGGGAGCUAUUAGCUGAAUUCUGGACUAAGCGAAGAGUGGCACCCGAUGAUUGUUCUGCGCCUUUCCUUGGCGGCUUCAUGGGCUAUACUACUUACGAACUUGGAUUGGAAGGUAUUGACGUCAGUUCUCACGAAGAGAGACGCCACAACAGACCAGAUCUGUGCUUUGCCUGGGUCACCAAAAGUAUUGUGAUAGAUCAUACGGAAGGGAAUUUACGCAUUCAAUACUUAUCGCCAACGGAGUCUAAAGGAAACAACUGGGCAGACUCUAUCGUCGACAAGCUUUCAACGUCACCAGUUUGGUCAGAUGGGCUUCGCGCGGAUUUCAACAAGCGUUCACAACUAAGCCAGCUUACACCGCCGUCAACGCCGGAUUCCAUAUUUGCAAAAGCACAAAUACAAGUGCCGGACGCUGACGAAUAUGAGACAAAAGUCCGACAGUGUCAAGAUUUCAUUGCCUCGGGCGAUUCGUAUGAGUUGUGCUUAACAGAUCAGACGCAUAUCACGCGACCAAAAAUAUCCCCCGCGCUAGAAUCCUGCCCCCUAAGGCCUCUCGAACCCGGAAAAUCACCUCAGACUUCGUGGCAGCUAUAUCGUUCACUACGUUCCCGCCAGCCUGCCCCCUUCGGUUCGUAUAUCCGGCUUGGCGGCGCAACGCUGAUCAGCAGCUCGCCGGAACGGUUCCUCGAGUUCAGCGCCGAUGGUCUAUGUUCAAUGCGUCCGAUGAAAGGCACGGUGCGUAAAUCGAGCGCCGUCUCGACCCUCGCACAGGCCGAAGACAUCCUGCACGUACCGAAAGAAGAAGCUGAAAACUUGAUGAUCGUCGACCUCGUACGGCACGAUCUGCACGGCGUAUGUGGGCCCGGCCGCGUAGCCGUUCCUAAGCUUAACAUCGUCGAGGAGUACGCUAGCGUGUUCCAGAUGAUCAGCGUCGUCGAGGGCCAGCUACCGGACACCAAGGACGACGGAACGCCAAAGAAAACCGGCCUGGACGUCCUAGCCGCGAGCUUACCCCCCGGAAGCAUGACGGGCGCCCCCAAGAAGCGCAGCUGCGAGAUCCUGCACGAGAUCGAGGGCCGUCGCGAGCGGAGCCUGUACUCCGGCGUCGUGGGCUACAUGGAUGCCGCGGGCCGUGGCGACUGGAGCGUCACGAUCCGGAGCUUGUUCCGCUGGGACGACGAGACGGUCGAGGGCCAGAACCAGCAGGAGCACGAGGUCUGGCAUAUUGGCGCCGGCGGCGCGGUUACCGCUCUGAGUACGGCCGAGGGCGAGCGCGACGAGAUGUUUACGAAACUUAAGGGGCCGUUGGGGGUCUUUGAUGACGAGGCGUGAUUGAUGUACGACCUAUGAAUCUACAUUACGUACGGGUGGAUACAAUGUGUGUUUUUUUAUUUUUUAUAUGAAUAUCUAUCGUAUGUACAUACAUACAUACAUACAUACCUACAUAUUAGGCGUAUACAGGGGCGGGUAGGGUGCUAGAACUAGUAGAGCCCAUUGGCGGGCUAGAUGACUCAACGAUGCAUUACAGGGGCGAGAAAAAAGAAUUCGAUACGGGGAAUAUCGCGGCUCAUUCAUCAUAGAGUUCGCUUUUGGAUGGGUUGGUUGGGAUGGUAUACCACACUAGGUACUACAUAUAGCAUAGAAAUAUAAAACAGAAUAUUAUCUAUCG
This is a messenger RNA of Daldinia vernicosa, 3050 nucleotides long. RefSeq names its product para-aminobenzoate synthase. Gene Ontology annotation, biological process: L-tryptophan biosynthetic process. The transcript has a single exon. NCBI's taxonomy places the organism in Eukaryota, Fungi, Ascomycota, Sordariomycetes, Xylariales, Hypoxylaceae. The record is from RefSeq and is a predicted model, not a curated record. The coding region runs from base 191 to 2713 and encodes 840 amino acids.